Dictyostelium purpureum is the source of this 1002-nucleotide messenger RNA. RefSeq lists its product as uncharacterized. The transcript has 2 exons. Gene Ontology annotation, cellular component: membrane. The record is from RefSeq and is a predicted model, not a curated record. NCBI's taxonomy places the organism in Eukaryota, Evosea, Eumycetozoa, Dictyosteliales, Dictyosteliaceae. Bases 1 to 1002 code for a protein of 333 amino acids.
AUGUUGGGACCAGCUGAUAUAGCUUUAAUCGUUUUAGCAGGCUUUGUUGGGUUAAUUCUUUUAAUUUUUAUAUAUAAUUUAUUUUCAAUUAUUAUAGUCGAAAAAGGAACAUGUGUUAUUGUAGAAAGAUGUGGUAAAUUUCAUAAAAAGCUCGAUUAUGGAAUACAUAUUUUGGGUCCUUUAGAUAAAAUUAAACCAUUAUUAUGGAGAUAUACAACAACAUAUUAUGAUUCAAAUAUUUAUUCAACAGGUAAACAUAAUUUUAAAGUAGAACAAAAGUUAAUAGAGCGUAUAGACACAAGAGAGUCUUUAAUGGAUUUCCCAUUGCAAUCAAUUAUUACAAGAGACAAUGUAAAGAUUAAAGUUCAUCCAAUGUUAAUUUAUCGUAUUGUGGAUCCAAUCAGAGCAGUUUAUGAAGUUUAUGAUUUAGCUUUAUGUGUCGAAAAAUUAAUUCAAACCACUUUACGUUCAAUUAUUGGUGAUAUGGGUUUGGAUGAUACAUUGGCAUCAAGAGAAGAAAUUAAUAAAACAUUAAGUUUAAAGAUUAGCCACAUCUUUUUGAAUUGGGGUUUUAAAUUAGAAAAAGUAGAAAUUUUAGAAAUUUUACCAUCACCAACUAUUCAAGAAGCCAUGCACAAACAAAUCUCAGCAGAAAGAGUACGUAGAGCCACCAUUAUUGCUGCAGAAGGUUUCCGUGAGCAAACAAAAACUGAAGCAGAAGGUGAUUGCCAAGCUCAAAUUUCAAUUUCAAAAGGUAAACAACAAGUUCUUAUUAUUUCUGCCAGAGCUCAAGCUGAAUCUAAAAUUAUUCAAGCCCAAGCAGAGGCAGAAUCUAUUAAAAUCAUUGGUGAUGCUCUCAAAGAAUAUAACAUUGAACCAACUCAAUUUAUUAUUGGUAUGAAAUACAUCAACACUAUCAAAGAUAUGGCUAAAAAAUCAAAACAAGUUUUAUUGGGUUUACCAUAUAGUUCCCAAAUCAUGGGAUCCGCUAAAAAACUAUAA